CUCGCCAUGUCUUGCGUCGCUCUUCGUCAAGUGGAACCUUUUGCUUCUGAAUGAAGUGGACUUUUGUGUGCGUUUCUCUGUGUUACAGCCAAAUAACACUCAUGACAGUUUGAUCUUUGUUCUGCAGUGACGGGACAAUUUGUUUAAGAGGAGGCGGGCGUUAUUGUGGAAGUUUCCUAAAAGUUUUCAACAAAAGAACUGUCAUGGAACACAGUCAAACGGGGAAUUAUAAAAGAGGACCAGCUCUAUAUGAAGUCCCCAGAUGAUUUCAUUGAUCAUUUCAUGCGCCAUGCAUGGACCAACUGUUGCACUUUGGCUGCGUUUGGGGUUUUAACGGGACUACAUGUGGAGACCUGUAUCUGUACACCCAUGAAAGAUGGCGCAAAUGCACUGAGGACCUCGAUUCAGUGUCCUUUUCAUCAUCUUGACCAUUUCUAGCGCGUGAAAACACCUUGUUUGACUUAUUUACUACAUCAAAUUAAGAGGAGCCUUGCCAUUGCAACCAGAUUUUGGGUUUGGCUUGGGAUAUCUGCACACUUUCUCCUAUAGUUCUCAGUUUACUUUUGAGAAGAUGACAGAUCCAGUGUUAUGACAGCGUUUCCCUCGUCGAGCCUCUCUUAUUAUCCACAUGGAUUUCGGGCAGGUUUGCGUUCCUCAAAGCGGCUCUUAAGGUUUCUUUGGUGAAAGGACACUCCAAACUCUCGAAAUGGCUCCAUUAAACACGGAAUAUGGGCAUGUCUCCUGGCCUGAGCCCAUUUGAUACCGUCCUGUCGCUGAUCUGACUGGUGUAGUGACCAUGGUCUCCUCCGGCUGCGCUCUCAUGGUUCUCAUGGUCACCCAGGUGUUCUGUGGAGGCUCCAGUGGACUCGUUCCUCAGAUCGGCCGCUCCUCGCUGUCUCAGGACGUCCUGCAAGCGUUUGAAAUUCGACUUCUGAGCAUGUUUGGUCUCCAGAACAGACCCAGUCCUAGCAGGUCCGCGGUGGUUCCGCAAUACAUGAUGGACUUGUACUCGAUGCACUCGGUGAAUGCGGAGCAGCAUUACAGCAACCGAGCAAGUGUCACCGGGAAAGGUUCGGAAAGAUCCGCCAGCCGCGCAAAUACAAUAAGGAGCUUCCAGCAUGAUGAAUCCACGGAGGAUCUGUCGAGCUUGAGCGGAAAGACGACGCAACGGUUCGUCUUCAACCUGAGCUCCAUCCCCGGUGAGGAGUUCGUCACAUCGGCAGAGCUGCGGAUUUUCAGAGAGCAGGUUAUGAGUUUUCUUGGUAACGGUAGCAUGGGAUACCACCGCAUUAACAUUCACGAGAUCAUCAAACCUUCCGGUUCCUUCAAAGAACCAAUCAUGAGACUCCUCGACACUAGGCUGGUUCACCACAGCUUGAGUAAAUGGGAGAGUUUUGACGUGAGCCCGGCUGUCAUGCGGUGGACUGCGGACGGACACCCUAACCGUGGCUUCGUGGUGGAAAUUGUACACCCGGACGGCACUGAAGAGGACUCCAAAAGACACGUACGUGUCAGUAGGUCCCUGCACGACAGGGAGGACACCUGGCCUCAAAUGAGGCCGCUUUUGGUGACCUACAGCCAUGACGGAAAGGGCAACGUGCUGCACUCUCGCGAGAAACGGCAAGUACGGACAAACAAACAACGGAAGAAGCACAAAGCGAAUUGUAGAAGACACUCGCUCUAUGUGGACUUUAGCGAUGUCGGGUGGAACGAUUGGAUAGUCGCCCCACCGGGUUACCACGCAUUUUACUGCCAGGGCGAGUGCCCGUUUCCUCUGGCGGACCAUUUGAACUCCACCAACCACGCUAUUGUACAGACACUGGUCAACUCUGUGAACAACAACAUUCCCAAAGCGUGCUGUGUGCCCACAGACUUGAGUCCGGUUUCUCUGCUCUAUCUAGACGAAUAUGAGCGAGUGAUCCUAAAAAACUACCAGGACAUGGUCGUUGAGGGUUGCGGAUGCCGUUGACGCCUAGGCCUGGAACGCACAGACAUUGACAGACACUUUCUUUUCCCAAUACUACACUUUAUUUAUAAUAAAGUAAAACACAUAUUUUGGAGAGGUAUAUAAAGAUAUAUUUAUGUUCACUAUUGGGAAAAUAAAUAUUUUAA
Molecule: messenger RNA, 2112 nt
Organism: Xyrauchen texanus (razorback sucker)
Lineage: Eukaryota; Metazoa; Chordata; Actinopteri; Cypriniformes; Catostomidae
Product: bone morphogenetic protein 2-like
Exons: 2
Coding region: 797-1969 (390 amino acids)
Biological process (GO): negative regulation of transcription by RNA polymerase II; BMP signaling pathway; SMAD protein signal transduction
Cellular component (GO): extracellular region
Molecular function (GO): cytokine activity; BMP receptor binding; growth factor activity
Source: RefSeq, a predicted model, not a curated record